AUGCUGGCCUGUUACCGGCCCCCGGGGAACGAGACCCUGCUGAGCUGGAAGGCCUCGCGGGUCACCGGCACGGCCUUCCUGCUGCUGGCGGCGCUGCUGGGACUGCCGGGCAAUGGCUUUGUAGUGUGGAGCUUAGCGGGCUGGCGGCCCGCAAGAGGGCGACCGCUGGCGGCCACGCUGGCGCUGCACUUGGCGCUGGCCGACGGCGCGGUGCUGCUGCUCACACCGCUCUUCGUGACCUUCCUGGUGAGGCAGGCGUGGCCGCUGGGCCAGGUGGGCUGCAAGGCGGUGUACUACGUGUGCGCACUCAGCAUGUACGCCAGCGUCCUGCUCACCAGCCUGCUCAGCCUGCAGCGCUGCCUUGCCGUCACCCGCCCUUUCCUGGCGCCCCGGCUGCGCAGUCCGGCCCUGGCCCGCCGCCUGCUGCUGGCCGUCUGGGUGGCCGCUCUGCUGCUCGCCGCCCCGGCCGCCGUCUACCGCCACUUGUGGGGAGGCCGCGUGUGCCAACUGUGCCACCCGUCGCCGGCCCACGCCGCGGCCCACCUGAGCCUGGAGACUCUGACCGCCUUCGUGCUUCCUUUCGGGCUGGUGCUCGGCUGCUACGGCUUGACCCUGACGCGGCUGCGAGGCGCCCGCUGGGGCGCCGGGCGGCAUCGGACGCGGGUGGGCCGGCUGGUGAGCGCCAUAGUGCUCGCCUUCGGCUUCCUCUGGGCCCCCUACCACGUGGUCAACAUUGUGCAGGUGGUCGCCGCGCUGGCCCCGCCGGAAGGGGCCUUGGCCAGGCUGGGCGGGGCGGGCCAGGCAGCUAGAGCUGGAACUACAGCUUUGGCCUUCUUCAGCUCCAGCGUCAACCCGGUGCUCUAUGUCUUCACCGCCGGGGAUCUGCUGCCCCGGGCAGGUCCCCGCUUCCUUACAAGACUCUUUGAGGGCUCUGGAGAGGCUGGAGGUGGUGGCCGCUCUAGGGAGGGCACCAUGGAGCUCCGAACUACCCCUCGGCUCAAAGUGGUGGGGCAAGGCCAGGGCGAUGGAGACCCUGGGGGCGGAGUGGAGAAGGACAGUCAGGGAUGGGAACCUUGA
Molecule: messenger RNA, 1077 nt
Organism: Suricata suricatta (meerkat)
Lineage: Eukaryota; Metazoa; Chordata; Mammalia; Carnivora; Herpestidae
Gene: LTB4R2
Product: leukotriene B4 receptor 2
Exons: 1
Coding region: 1-1077 (358 amino acids)
Biological process (GO): neuropeptide signaling pathway; inflammatory response
Cellular component (GO): membrane
Molecular function (GO): leukotriene B4 receptor activity; G protein-coupled peptide receptor activity
Source: RefSeq, a predicted model, not a curated record